GUAGUUCCGGGCACUUAACCCAACGGGGGAGAGUCCCGGAUGUUGGCUCGGCCGCCGAGAGAAAGGCAAACGGGAGAAGGCGGAGAGAAGCUGAAGAGGGACGCCACGGCACCGCACGCACACCGGCGAAGCUACGGCGCUUUUUUGCACAGGACGAUAACGUCAAGAGCACAGGACACUCCUGGGGAGCCCCCGCUAGCUGAAUAAGAGGAGGUGGAAGGAAGGGGAGGGGGCAGUUACUGUUAAACUACCGUCAGGAUUACAGAGAGCCACCGUCACAUCAGCUUUCACCCUGAAGUUAACCUACGGAAGACGUCAUGCUCAUGUCUUGAGCUGAGGGAGACUUCAUCCUUAACCUGUCACUCGUCCGUGUUAGUUAUUCCACACCUGGUCCAGCCUCCAUCAGUCACCGAGCACCAACAGCAACCACCACCAACUCCACCUUUUUCCCCAUCCCCCUCCUGCCCAGCCUGCUGUCACCAUGACGUCGGAGCUGGAGAGCAGCCUGACCUCCAUGGAUUGGCUUCCUCAGCUGACCAUGCAGGCGGCCAUCCGCAAGGCAGAUGCCCAGAAUGCACAUGGGCCAGGCAUGGGCAAGAAGAGUACCCUACUGGAUCCUAACACCACAUUGGACCAGGAGGAGGUGCAGCAGCACAAAGACGGAAAGCCGCCCUACAGCUACGCCAGCCUCAUCACGUUUGCCAUCAACAGCUCUCCAAAGAAGAAGAUGACACUGAGCGAGAUCUACCAGUGGAUCUGUGAUAACUUUCCCUACUACAGGGAGGCGGGCAGUGGCUGGAAGAACUCAAUACGGCACAAUCUGUCAUUGAACAAGUGUUUUCUCAAAGUGCCUCGCUCCAAAGAUGACCCAGGAAAGGGCUCUUAUUGGGCCAUCGACACCAACCCAAAGGAGGAUGCCUUGCCUACACGGCCAAAGAAGAGGCCGCGGUCUGGAGAGCGGGCUUCUACGCCGUACAGCCUGGAGUCGGAGUCUUUGGGGAUGGAGUGUAUGAUCUCUGGAAGUGCCUCUCCAACACUGGCAAUCAACACUGUGACUAACAAGGUGGCGUUGUACAACACAGACCAGGAAGGGAGCGAUAGUCCAAGAAGCAGCCUUAACAACAGCCUGUCUGAUCAGAGUCUGGCUUCCGUCAAUCUCAACAGUGUGGGCAGUGUACACAGCUAUACACCGGUGACCAGUCACCCAGAGCCUGUGUCCCAGGCUAUGAGCCUCCAGCAGCCCCCCCAGUCCCAGUACAACAUGCCAGACAGGGACAAGCAGCUCCUGUUCUCUGAAUUUGAAGAUCUCAGUGCCUCCUUUCGCAGCCUUUACAAGUCUGUUUUUGAGCAGUCCUUCAGCCAACAAGGUCUGAUGGGCAUACCGUCAGAUUCCUCCCAGCAGACCCACACCUCCUGCUCCUAUCAGCACUCCCCCAGUGGCAACAUUAGCACUCAGAACAGCAUGUCAAACAACCAACCCAACAGCCACCCCAACAGCCACUCCGCCAACAGUGGCCAGGUGCCCCUGUCCCAUCCUGCCCAAGCCCACCCAGGCCACGGCUCGCCCCACGCACAGCACCUCCCGCAGCACGGCGGACCCCACAGCCAACACGCCCAGCACAGCCAACACAGUCAGCACCCCCAGCACGCUGCGCACUCCCAGCACGGGCAGCACCCAUCGCAGCACUCGUCCCAUGGCCAGCACCCACAGCAACACACGCCACACCCCUCCCAACACACGCAGCACAACCAGCACCCUUCUCAACACGGACAGCAGCAUCAGAGCCUCUCCCACCAGCCCCAUCCUACCCAGCAACAGAUGGCCUGCAACCCAGGUUUACUGUCUGACUGGUACCCAAAUCUGGAUGCACUGAAAGAAAGCUGUCGUAUUGCUAGCAGCUAUAACUGGGCUGAUGUCGACCUUUCACCUUUCCAAGGAUUGAGAGAGAGUAUGAGACAAGCGGAGUUGAACAAUUGGUCCCUGGAACCCACCCAGAUCGCCGACCUCUGCUCAUCCAUCAACCAGUUUUUUGCCCGCACCGGUGUAAUCCAGCCACAGGGGGCAGUGCAGCCUCCUGUUUGUCAUGGCUCCAUGCUCCCCAACAAACCCAGCCAGCACCUAAACACAGGAAAUCUCUACAUGGACACCAGACAGAGCAUGUCCAUGAUGGGUCCUCCAGGAUAUCCCCACAUGCCCCACAACGCAGGACCUACAAUGACAGGACACCAUGCACAGAUGAACCAGCAGCACAUGAUACCUACCAGAAACUUCCAGAUGCAUCGCAUGCCACCUGAUGACAUCCAGGAUGACUUUGAUUGGGACUCCAUUGUCUAGCCCCUAGACCUCCUUUUGCAAAACAAAAGGGAGCGAGGAGAGAAGGUGGAAGCCAGGCUGAGCUGAAAGGCCGCAGGAGGAGGAGGAGGAGGGAGGAGGCCACUGUGGGUGGGAUGCAGAAGAACAUUUGACAUGCUUUGGAGAAAGACAGACUUCAGAGUCCUGACAUUUUUACAAAAGCAAAACAUAACAUAGAAAAUGUUACUUUGAAGACAAUCAUAUUUAGUUGGACAUGUUAAAGUGAUUGCUUACGUACUUGUCUAGAGACAAGUAGAACAUAUUCAUGUCUAAACCACAUGCUCCUCAACUCCUCAGCCAGCCCUCUCCCCGUCCCUAGCCAGCAGCUUUCCAAAGUCCGAACCCCCCCCACCCAAAUCCAUGCUCCGUAACUGUUAUGUGAUUUGAGCGACGUGUUCAGCUUGUAAUUCUUCUCGUGUUGACAUUGGCCUCAGCUGCCUCUUGGAUGAGUUUCUCUCUUUAAAAAAAAAAAAUAAGAAAAAGAAAAAAAAAGUUUUUUUUUAUUUUUGUUUUGGUUUUAAGAAACACAGGCUGAUUCUGUGAGUGAUGUCAUGGUGCUCGUUGGUCACAUUUGGGAUAAAGUGUGGCUGAAUUGUUGGUAAAGUUAGGUUUACAAUAACUUUGAACAGGGUGUUAAAUGUUUAAGCAGGCUUGAUAUUAAACAAACCAAGAGAGAAAGGCAGAGAAAGAGAUGACCGAAAGCAUCGUGAUGUGUUUUCAUAGCCAACCACCGUGAUCAGGCUCACUGCAACAGACUAGUGAUGGGAGUACUGCAACUUUGUUUUUCUUUCUUAAUUCUCUGUUUCAAGCACUUCGAGAUGAGAGAAUAUGAUGGGGUAUGAGAAGAAGGUGAAGGCAGGAAAGUCAAACUUAUUUUUGUCUUUUUACAUUUUUUAAACCCAAAGUAAUCUGAGGUUUUGGUUCUCUGUGUGCAUCAUGUCUGUUAAUAAUUGCUUAACGUGAAAUACUAAACAAAUUCACAUUUUCAAGCUAGUUUUAAUGGUAUGGUUUUUCAUUAGUUUUAGGUGAGUAGCCUAUUGAUCAUUAAACAAGCCACCCUCAUUCAGAGACAAUUAAAUCAUUUGCAUUGCUGUUAUAUUGGUAGGGCCACUAUUAUUGGCUGACCAUCUUAUUACCAAUAUAUUUGUAUGAGCAUAUACAGUAUGUCAGCUAAUAAGCAAUAAAUUACUGUCCAGAAAUGUCAAAGAUAUUUUUGAUAUCUUUGUUCCUAUUACACAGUCGGCCAGAGAGCACGGACAAGUUGAUUUUGAAACAGUUAAUUGUCCCACUCAGCACGUAUCAUGGUCACAAUUUUAGAGAACCUUAAAUGUUAAUAAAAAAACAAAUAUUGGCCGAUCUGUCAUCAUAUGAUCUUUUUAAACCGUUAAAUAUGGGUAUUCAGAAUCAGCCUCAGUAAUCCAGUGUCCGAUGGGCUCUAGUUUGCAAGAACGUUUUCGUUUAAAUGUGCCGUCCAAGUUAGCGGGGGUUUGGUAUUAUUAAAGCUAUAGUCCGACAUUUUGGGAGUUGAGAAGAUAGUAAAUAGUAAAUAUGAAGCUACACUGUAAAAAAGGGGAAACGCGUAUCCUGGCUCUGUCUGAAAGUAACAAAAUCCACCUAAGAGCUCUUCCAAAGCUCACUACUUAAGUCAUAGCUCAUUUGUUUAAUACUGAAGCGUAAAAACAAAUAGUUGUGGUUUUACUGGGGGUUACGUGCCGGACUAUUUCUAUGGCUGGUUGCAGUGACUUCCUGGAGCUAUAAUGUCGUAAUUACUGAGCUUUAGAGGUGCUGGUAGGCUGAUCUUUGUUACAGGUGGACAGAGUCAUAGUAGCCAUUUCUCUGGUUUCAGUCUUUCCCACUGUAAGAGUGGUAUUGAUCUUCUCUUCUAACUCUAUGCAAGAAAGUGUAUUAACAUAUUUCCGUUCCAACAUGCCAAACUAUUUUUCUUCAAACUGUAUGCAAACCAUGUAAUUUAUACUAGUGACAGUAACAAGUGAAACGUAAAGAGCCUGUAUGAAAUUUUGAGAGUAAUGGUUUCAAGCCUCACUGACUUGAAGCAUUGCUAGUAGACUAACAAAUUGUGUUAAAAAUAAAAAAAUGAAAGAAGGCUGUUAAAGAGUGUUAACACUUCUUUAAAUGUUCUAAUACUAAUUCAUUGAUUAAUGAUCAAUAGGAAUGUUUCCAUUUGAAGAGGGCAAAAGAAGUUUAGUUUUACUGCACGUUUCUUUGAUUUGUAAAAUAAGUUUCAUGCCUUUUUCCACAUUUUGUACAUCAAAGUUAGUUUUCAGUGCUCCGCUCAGUGUUUAUUGUCACUUCUGACAUUUCAAAUACGGAGAUAUGAUUCUUUCUUUUACUUGCCCAAUGUUUAGCUGUGAUAGUCCGAUAGCUUCAGACUUUGCUAUUAUACAAUCAUAACAGAAUGAGGUGUGCGUGUGCGUGUGCGUGUGCGUGUGCGUGUGUGUGUGUAUGUGUGUGUUAUUGUAAUUUUAGGACUAUGAUUGAUUGCUCCAAUCAUCUCUAUGCUAUCUAUGAGCACAAAAGCAGAUGCACAGUGAUUAAAGAGUAGAUUUGAGACAUGCUUUUUUUUUGUGUGAAGGGUUUCCAAAGCACAGAACAGGGAGCUCAGCGGUUCUGGAAACCUGUCCUCUGUGUCCUGUAGCAAGUGGCUUCUCAAUCAGACGGGUGCUGAACUUUAGAGACACUAUGUUGAAAAAAGAAAAAAAACGCCCUUUGCACACCUUCUGUUGAUCUUAACUGUUUUUAAGAUGCAAAGCACCUCCUUGAUCUCAAAAGCUACCGUAGUCGCUCACCCACUCAUUCUUUCAUUCUUUCAUUUACUCAGUAAAGCUAUCAGUUGUCACAGUUGACAAUGGACAGAAUUAUUUAUCCUCUCUUUAAUACUGAUAACCUGGUACGGUGCUUCGCAUCUAUAACACUGUGUCCUUGUUUAAAGGAAUAGUUCAACAUUUUGGAAUUUGUUUUUGAAGCUACAGCUAACAUCCAAAUCCAUCUGCAAGUAGCAAGUUUACUAGUAAACCUGUUAAAUCUCAUGUGUUUAUCUGUUAAAAAAACAUUUUACUGUUCUAUUUACUGUACAAACAUCUAACUUUUGGCAAGAAAGUGUAUUUCCCAAGAUGUCAAACUAUUCCUUUAAGAUAAUUUAACAACUAGGGACUCCAAUGGUCACAGUUUUGAUUUCAUGUUUGGAUGACAAUCAUGAUUAUUUUAUUUUUUUUUUUACAAUAUUGGAUAAGGUCUUUGUUAUUGUGAGAAAAGGCACGUUCAAGUCUCACAUUGUCGUUUUAUUGGAUGUUAUGGAACCAGAUGUUUCUACGUUUGAGCACAUAUUAGGUUAUUUGAAACUAGAACCAGUCCAGUUUUAUACUGCAGAUUGUCUGUUAAACUGUCCACAGCUGCACCGUGCAGAUGAAGUCAAAUUCUGUUCUUUCAACUGAUCAACUGCCAUUCAUUUUUAUAUUUUCCUGCCAAUCAUACCUGUCCACUCCUUCUUACCGCUAUGUUUUGUCUGUGUUUGUAUAUCAAAUGUCGGCUGUAUGACGAGGAUUUCAUCGCCUGUGUAUCUCAACUAUGAGUUUUUAAAGUUUUGUUCAACUGCCAGAAUUUCUUAAUCAGUGCUCAGACAGAGUACUCAGUCAGUUGAGUGACCCAAAUCAUGACUCUUUUAGGUGAGUGUGGGCCAAAGGACUGCAACUAAAGACAGCAGUGAAAAAGAGCAUCAGUGUGUUUUCGUUAGGACUCUGUGGACCUACAAUAGAGAACAUCCUGCGAGUCCUUGGUUGGUGUGAAGGAGAAGUGUGUUUCAGCUCUUCCAGGUGAAGAUCGUUAACACACAAGCUACUAUCUGAGCACAGCAGCCCAUUGGGAAAACAAAAGAUUUGAGCAAACAGAUGUGGCUAAAAGGGAAACCGGUGAAGACAACGACUGGAUCACAAUUUUACAUUAUGUGUGGAUGUGUGUGUGGAUGUAUUUGUGUGUUUGCUUGUGUGAGUUUUAGUUAUUCAAAAGACGAUCUAAGUUUUUAAAUACCGCUGGACAUGUACCUGCCAGAGAGAUUACUAUUAUUGGGAGAGAAAAAAAAGAUGAAAACAUAAAAAAGAAAAGCCUUGUUACAAUAUGGGAGAGAACUGCCAACAAGUACUGCUGAUUGGGGCCUAUUUUAUUCAGUGCUGGUGUGUUGUUGUGCUUGUGCAUAUAUGUCUUUUCAAUCAUCCCUUUUUUCCUCUCGGGGGUGGGGUAUCAAGACAGGAGGUGGGUCUUAUUCAUGGAAGAUAGGAGUGAAAAGAAUAGAGUAUUUUGUUAUUGUCCAAUCAGAGGGUGACAGUAUGUAUAUAUCUAUAUUGUAUAUAUCUGAUGAAAAUGCGUUGGCUUUUUGUGUGACACUACCUUUUACCUGUAUUAUGGUUCUACAUUCAGUGUUUCAGUGUUGAUAAUAUAUAUUUGGUUUGUGUUUUAUUUUUCUGUUUUGUUUGAUUUCGUCUUUGUCAUUGCUUGUAUAUUUUUUUUCUCUCCUAUUUGUCCUUUUUUUGUUUAUUGCACGGUUUAUACUUUUUUUGUCCAAUGAGGUGACACAGCUACUCUUUGUAUUCGUUUAGUGCUGUAAAAUAACUCGAAGUGUUAUUAGAAUUGUUGAUACCACCACCCACCCCACCCCUUCCCCUAUAUGCAUGAAUGGCACUUAAAGAAAUAAAAUAUGGUAACUUCACUGUGGAA
This is a messenger RNA of Perca flavescens (yellow perch), 7081 nucleotides long. It is a transcript of the gene foxj3, whose product is annotated as forkhead box J3. The transcript has 12 exons. The record is from RefSeq and is a predicted model, not a curated record. Gene Ontology annotation, cellular component: nucleus. Gene Ontology annotation, molecular function: RNA polymerase II cis-regulatory region sequence-specific DNA binding; DNA-binding transcription factor activity, RNA polymerase II-specific. Lineage: Eukaryota; Metazoa; Chordata; Actinopteri; Perciformes; Percidae. Bases 482 to 2335 code for a protein of 617 amino acids. Gene Ontology annotation, biological process: regulation of transcription by RNA polymerase II.